This is a messenger RNA of Hydra vulgaris (swiftwater hydra), 1272 nucleotides long. The record is from RefSeq and is a predicted model, not a curated record. Lineage: Eukaryota; Metazoa; Cnidaria; Hydrozoa; Anthoathecata; Hydridae.
AUGGCUUUUGAAAAUGCUGCUAAAAAUGGAUAUCUUGAAAUAUUAAAAUAUUUACGUGAAUUAGGAUAUAAAUGUUCAGAUUAUUAUUUUAAUAUAGCUUUUGAAAAUGCUGCUAAAAAUGGAUAUCUUGAAAUAUUAAAAUACUUCGGAAAUCUUGAAGUAAUUAAAUAUUUACAUGAAUUAGGGUAUAAAGGUGCAGAAGAUACAUUUAAUUCUGCUGUUGAAAGCGGAAAUCUUGAAGUAAUUAAAUAUUUUCAUGAAUUGGGGUAUAAAGGUACGGAAUAUGAAUUUGAUUGUGCUUUUGAAAAAGCUGCAGAAAAUGGCAACCUUGAAAUGUUAAAAUAUUUACAUGAAUUAGGGUAUAAAGCUUCAAAUUAUGAAUUUAAUUGUGUUGUUAAAAGCGGAAAUCUUGAAGUAAUUAAAUAUUUACAUGAAUUAGGGUAUAAAGGUGCAGAAGAUACAUUUAAUUCUGCUGUUGAAAGCGGAAAUCUUGAAGUAAUUAAAUAUUUUCAUGAAUUGGGGUAUAAAGCAAUUAAUCGCGCUAUAGAAAAUGCCAACCUUGAACGAGUAAAAUAUUUGCAUAAAUUAAAGUAUUAUUAUGAAGAAUUAGCAAUUAAUUAUGCUACUGAAAAUUAUGACUUUGAAUUUGAGCAACAAUUAUAUAAAUUUAAGUAUAAAUAUGAAAAAUGUGCAAUUAGUUCUGCUGCUAUAAACGGGUAUGAAUGUUAUGAUUGGACAAUUGAUUGUGUUGCUAAAAAUGGUCACCUUGAAAUAUUAAAAUAUUUACAUGAAUUAGGAUAUAAAGGGUAUAAAGGAACAAAAGAUGCAAUAGAUAAAGCUGCUGAAAAUGGUCAUCUUGAAAUAUUAAAAUAUUUGUAUGAAUUUGGGUAUAAAUGUGAUAAAUGGGUAUUUUAUUCUGCUGCAGAAAAUGGUUACCUUGAAAUGUUAAAAUAUUUAUAUGAAUUAGGGUAUAAAUGUGACAAAUGGACAAUUUAUAUUGCAAAAGAAAAUGGUCACCUUGAAAUGGGAAAAGCUGCUGACUUGUCACCAACAAAAUUGGCCAGAGUUGAGGUUUAUCUACAAGAGACAUCACUCACGCAAAAGGAGAUUGCUAAAAAUGUUGGAAUAAAUCAGAAAUCAGUAUCGAGAAUAAAGAAGACGCAGACUGGUGAAAAAAUAACGAGGCAACCGUGUUGGCAAUUGUGGCAGAAAAAAAUUAAUGUUUGUGCGAGACAACAGGUACCUCAUGAAAUGCUGUAUAAGAAACCAUAA